CUUAAAACCCAACUUCACCUUCCUCUCUUAUUCUUCAAAUUUCACUCUUUCUUCAAAUGCUACAAAUGAAUUCCUCUGAUCAUCAACUCAUUAAUAAUAAUAAUAAUAAUAAUAAUAAUAAUAAUAAUAAUAAUAAUAAUAAUAAUUCGACUAAUCCUCGAGCUUCUUUAGCUCGUCGAAAAUAGCUAAGCUAGCUAGCUUAGCAUUCAUUUUUAUUUUUUCCUAGAUGGGGUUUUCUAAUCAUGUACAUAUUCCACUUUCAUCAUCAAGUUUGUUACGUGGUGAAACACGAGGAGAAGGUGGAGUAGAUGAGACCGCGCAUGAAGCCCUUUUUACAAGUAGUAAUGAUCAAAUAAGGCUGGUUAGGGAAAUUCCGGCUUCAUUUGUUGUAAGGAUGGCAAUGAGGGUAUCGCGAGCAAAGUGGUUUACAUUCCUUAGAAGGGUUUUUCAUUACCAAAAUGGAUCAAGAUCUCACCUUGGAGAAAACCCUUUUAAUUCUUGUAGUUGGAUGAUGCUUGAAUUUCUAGCACUUGUUAUUCAAAUAUGUGUUACUUUGAUUACACUAUGUUUUUCUAAGGAAGAGAGGCCUGUUUGGCCUAUGAGAAUAUGGAUUGUUGGGUAUGAUUUUGGUUGUGUUAUGAACCUUUUUAUCCUAUAUUGGAGGUAUAGGCAUUACCAUUUGGUACAAGGAAAUAAUGGGCUAAACAUUCUUGAUUUGGAACAACAACGAAACAAUGAAGAACCAAGGGGCUUGCAUUUGGUGAACAGAUGCAGGGCAUCUCUAGACUUGUUCUUUGCAAUGUGGUUUGUGAUGGGGAAUGUAUGGGUUUUCGACUCGCGAUUUGGAUCCUUCAACCGAGCUCCAAAGCUUCACAUCCUUUGCAUAAUCAUAUUGUCUUGGAAUGCCAUAACUUACUCCUUUCCUUUCCUUCUUUUUCUUCUUCUUUGCAUUUGUGUUCCAUUAAUUAGUAGCUUCAUUGGCUAUAAUAUGAACUUGGGUUCUGCUGAAAAGGGAGCAUCUGAUGAUCAAAUAUCUCAGUUACAUUGCUGGAGAUAUAAAUUGGUUGAGACCAGUUUAGGUGCUGGGAAUUCCUCCCCUACUAAGGACAAUCCAGAGUGUUGUAUAUGCUUGACAAAAUACAAGGACAAAGAAGAGAUAAGGCAAUUGCCAUGUUCACAUAUUUUCCACAAAAAAUGUGUGGACCAAUGGCUUAGGAUUAUAUCAUGCUGUCCUUUAUGUAAACAAUGUUUAGAUUGAUCAAAGCCUUUAUAUAUAGGUUAAUUGUUGAUAUAUUGUUACAAAAUACUAACGAGAAACUAUACACCCUUUUUUUCUUUAUAAUAGCUUAAUUAUAUGAAGUAUAUUAUAAAAUGGGGUAUACACUACUUUCAUUGUACAACUACUUUUUCACCAUAUAUUGUAAAGUAAGAGUAUAUAUAGUAUAUUAUAUAGAUUGUCUAUAAAUUUAUGAGGAAUGUAACAAUUUCAUCAUGAAAUCCUCUUAUAUACGAGUAUAUGUAUACAAAAGUUAAUGACAUC
Chenopodium quinoa (quinoa) is the source of this 1540-nucleotide messenger RNA. Its product is annotated as E3 ubiquitin-protein ligase At4g11680-like. The coding region runs from base 227 to 1258 and encodes 343 amino acids. NCBI's taxonomy places the organism in Eukaryota, Viridiplantae, Streptophyta, Magnoliopsida, Caryophyllales, Amaranthaceae. The record is from RefSeq and is a predicted model, not a curated record. The transcript is spliced from 3 exons.